AUGUUUUCACAGUUUUUUCCUUUCAAAGUAAUACUUGUAUUACUGCUCGCGACUUCAACCUCACACAGUACGCAACAUUUGGGGCGAGGUAAAGCUGCUGAGCCAGAACGUUUAACAUGGGAUAAGAAUGAAGAUUACAUUUCUUAUGUGUUCACCGAUGGGACCAAGAAUGCCGAGGAACACGUUGAACCUCUGGACUUGCCACAGUGGGAUCCCACAUGCCCACCAAGUUGUAAAUCGCUAACAACGAUCAUGAAUUGCGUCUCGACCGUAGAAGAAAAAAGUUCAAUAUGUAAUGUUGGGGGUAGGUGUAAGUGUAGGACCUCUAUAUUUUUGGAAAGGGAUUGCUUGGAAUGUGUGAGCCGGUAG
Pocillopora meandrina is the source of this 369-nucleotide messenger RNA. Lineage: Eukaryota; Metazoa; Cnidaria; Anthozoa; Scleractinia; Pocilloporidae. The record is from the annotation of a GenBank genome assembly.